Messenger RNA from Tachysurus fulvidraco (yellow catfish), 4892 nucleotides. RefSeq names its product NLR family CARD domain-containing protein 3-like. The transcript has 7 exons. Bases 147 to 2735 code for a protein of 862 amino acids. Gene Ontology annotation, molecular function: protein binding. The record is from RefSeq and is a predicted model, not a curated record. NCBI's taxonomy places the organism in Eukaryota, Metazoa, Chordata, Actinopteri, Siluriformes, Bagridae.
UGUGUGUGUGUGUGUGUGUGUGUGUGUGUGUGUGUGUGUGUCACUGCCCUUCCCCCCUCCGCAGUAUAAACUGUACUGAAAGUGAAAAUCAGCAGCUCCAUUUUGUGUGGAGUGAAAACUAAAAGAUUUGAGGAGUAAAAACACAAAUGAUGGAGGGAAAGAGAUCAGACUCACCAGAACCCAGCUGUGUGUCCAUGAAGAGUGACCGGUCAAUGGAUCAUCCAAAUAACUUUGGAGGCAGAGUUAGUUCUACUGAUGUGAGACCACAAAAAUCAAACAUCAGCAGAAAACAGCUGGACUCUAUAUUCAAGGAGCUGGAACACAAAGUCAUCACUCUGAUAAAGAAUGAGCUGAAGAGGUUUAGGAAGCUCCUGAGUCCAGAUUACCCAGCAUGCACUGAGAGGGAGGUGGAGGAUGAGGAGGAUCUGCACAGUGUCAGAGACGGAGCGCUGAAGAUCACACUGCACGUCCUGAAGAACAUGAACCACACAGAUCUCGCUAACACACUGCACAACAAACUCACCUCUGUGUAUCAGCCAAAGUUGAAGUCCAAUCUGAGAGAGAAGUUUAAAAGAAUUAAUGAAGGAAUCUCACAGCAUGGAAGCUCAGCACUUCUGAAUGAGAUCUACACUGAGCUCUACAUCACAGAGGGUUGGAGUGGAGACAUCAAUAAUGAACAUGAGGUGAGACAGAUUGAGGCAGCGUCCAGGAGACCAGCAACACAGGAGAAACCCAUCAAAUGUAAUGAGAUCUUUAAAGACAAGUCCAUCAGAACUGUGCUGACUAAAGGAGUUGCUGGAAUUGGAAAAACAGUCUCUGUGCAGAAGUUCAUCCUGGACUGGGCUGAAGGAGAAGUAAAUCAGGACGUCACCUACAUGUUUCCACUUCCUUUUAGAGAGCUGAAUCUGAUGAAGCAGCAAAAUCUCAGUCUGAUGAAACUUCUUCAUCACUUUUUCCCAGAAAUAAGAAAACUAGAAUCAAUAGACUGUGACUCCUACAAAGUGGUGUUGAUCUUUGAUGGUCUGGAUGAGUGUCGACUUCCUCUAAAUUUCCAGAAGAAUGAGAGAUUGUGUGAUGUGACAGCGUCAGCCUCAGUGGAUGUGCUGCUGACGAACCUCAUCAAGGGGAAUCUGCUUCCCUCUGCUCUCCUCUGGAUAACCACAAGACCAGGAGCAGCCAAUCAGAUCCCUCCUGAGUGUGUAGACCAGGUAACAGAGGUACGAGGCUUCAGUGAUCCUCAGAAAGAGGAGUACUUCAGGAAGAGGAUCAGUGAUCAGAGCCUGGCCGAUAAAAUCAUAACUCACCUGAAGUCUUCAAGAAGCCUCUACAUCAUGUGCCACAUCCCAGUCUUCUGCUGGAUCUCAGCCACUGUUCUAGAGAGAAUGUUGGGUGGAGCAGAGGGUGGAGAGAUCCCCAAGACUCUGACUCAAAUGUUCACACACUUCCUGAUGUUUCAGAUUAAACACAAGGACCAAAAGUACCAUCAGAAAUGUGACCCUGAUCCUCAGCAGACCAGAGAGAGUAUCAUGGCACUGGGAAAACUGGCUUUCCACCAGCUGGAGAAAGGAAACCUGAUCUUCUAUGAGGAAGACCUGAGAGAGUGUGACAUUGAUGUCAGAGAAGUGUCAGUGUACUCAGGAGUGUGUACCCAGAUCUUCAGAGAGGAGUUUGGGCUUCACCUGGGGAAGGUGUUCAGCUUCGUACAUCUGAGUGUUCAGGAGUUUCUGGCUGCUUUAUAUGUAUUUUUCUGCUUUAUUUUAAGAAAUACAAAUGUGCUUGUGGGACAAAGCACUGGACUUUUUAAUUUCCUCAGAAACCCAACCAUGUCUGAUCUCCUCAGGAGUGCAGUGGACAAGGCCUUACAGAGUGAGAAUGGACACCUGGACCUGUUCCUCCGCUUCCUUCUGGGUCUCUCACUGGAGACCAAUCAAACUCUUUUACGAGACUUAAUGCCACAGACAGGAAGCAGAUCUCACAGCAAACAGGAAACAGUGGAGUACAUCAAGGAGAAGAUUAGGGAGAAUCCAUCUCCAGAGAAAUCCAUCAAUCUGUUCCACUGUCUGAAUGAACUGAAUGAUCAUUCUCUAGUGCAGGAAGUACAAACUUACCUGAACAGAGGAGGUGACAGACGUCUCAGAGGAACCAGACUCUCUCCUGCUCAGUGGUCAGCUCUGGCAUUUGUGUUACUGAACUCAGAACAGGAGCUGGAUGUGUUUGAUUUGAGGAAAUAUGAUCGAUCAGAUGAAUGUCUUCUGAGGCUGCUGCCAGUGGUCAAAGCCUCCAGAAAAGCAGAUCUGUGUGAGUGUAAUCUGACAGAGGAAAGCUGUAGAGUUCUGUCCUCAGUUCUCAGCUCAAACUCCUCCAGUCUGAGAGAUCUGGACCUGAGUGUCAAUAAAUUGCAGGAUUCAGGAGUGAAGCUGCUCUCUGCUGGACUGAAGGAUCCACAAUGUACACUGGAGAUACUGAGUCUGCGUGAGUGUAAUCUGACAGAGGAAAGCUGUAGAGUUCUGUCCUCAGUUCUCAGCUCAAACUCCUCCAGUCUGAGAGAACUGGACCUGAGUCACAAUAAACUGCAGGAUUCAGGAGUGAAGCUGCUCUCUGAUGGGCUGAAGGAUCCACACUGUACACUGGAGAUACUGUGGUACACUUACACACACAAACACACUCACAGUCAGGAUGGGCCAGAAGGGAGGACUCAAAUGCAGGACGCCGAUGCAAAUAAUAAAAGUCUUUAAUGAGCUCAACACAAAUAUCAAACAAGGCAGGCAAACACUCAGAGUGAAGAACAGUCUAAGAAUCCAGUACACAGGCAGGCAGAGUAACACAGGGCAGGCAAAACAUAGAAACUAGAAACAAACCGAGUCAAACCAGGCAGGGCAGAACAGGAACAAGGCUAGAUGAAUCACAGAGCAUGAGGCAAACUGAGAAAACUAUCUGGCAAGGAAGCAUGUGAAAGCAGUGUCCUUAUAUAGUGCCUGACAACUAAAAUGGCCGCGGCCCUGGAAGUGCAAAAUCCAAGAUGACCACUGACCUGGAAGUACCCCUCCCUCCAUGGGGCGUUUCAUGACGUCCCUCCUGGCUGGUCAGGAUGGUCACGAUGGAACUGCUUGAUGAGGUCAGCAUCCAAAAUGUGGCAUGCCGGAACCCAGGAGCGCUCCUCUGGACCAUAACCCUCCCAGUCGACCAGAUACUGUAAUCCCUUACCAUGAUGUCUGGAACACAGGAGCCAGCAAACAGUGUAAGCAGGGCCCCCAUCAAUGAACUGGGCGAGUGGAGGGGGUCUGUAGGAGGGAACCAGCGAGCAGGCAUGAACUGGCUUGAGUCUGGAGACAUGGAAGCUAGGGUGAAUACGCAGGGCUCUGGGGAGCUUGAGUCUGACCGCCACUGGAUUGAGAGGUAUGGAGAUAUGAAUAGGCCCAACAAAGCGUGGGGCAAGUUUCCUGCAGGCAAACUUAAGCGGCAGGUCUCUGGUGGAUAGCCAAACCCUCUGACCAACACGAUAUGGGGUGCCGGAUGGUGCUUGCGAUUGGCCCACUGGGCAUAGCUCCUAGAAGAACAGAGUAGGACUGCACAUGCUUUUCUCCAGACAUGUCAGCAACGCCUGACCAGGGCAAGAGCAGAGGGAACUGAUGCCUCCAUUUCCUGGUUGAAGAAUAGUGGAGGCUGGUAUUCAUAUGCGACCUGGAAGGGGGAGAGACCUGUGGCAGCCGAUGGCAGGGAGUUGUGUGCGUAUUCCACCCACACGAGGUUAGAGGACCGGGAUGCAGGUUCUUUGGAACAGAGAAUGCAAAGUCAUUUUUCUAGUUCCUAGUUUAGCCACUCAGUUUGUCCAUUAGAUUGAGGGUGGAACCCUGAAAACAGUCUGAUAUUGACCCCCAGGAGCUGGCAAAACUCUUUCCAGAAGUCAGAGGUGAACUGAGGUCCACAAUCAGGUACAAUGUUGUGUGGGAGGCCGUGCAGGCGAAAGACAUGCUGGAGCAGGGCUGUUUCCUUGGCUUACAGAAGUUUGGGCAAGGCAAAGAAAUGGGCCAUCUUGGAAAAUCGAUCCACCACAGAGAGGAUGGUGGUGAUCCAAGCAGACGGGGGUAAGCCUGUAACAAAAUCUAUGGCGACGUGAGACCAGGGCUGCCUGGGGGCAGGAAGAGGACAGAGCAAGACAGCUGGGGAACCCCGGGGUGUCUUAUGCCGGGCACAGACAGGACAUGACACCACGAACUCCCGGACAUCCUUCCUUAUCUGAGGCCACCAGAAGCAUUGCUGGAGGACUGACAAGGUGCGAGCAGAGCCAGGGUGACAGAACAGGUGAGAGCUGUGGCACCAUUGGAGGACUUGGGAGCGUAGAUGGUCAGGAACGAACAACCUUCCCUCUUGACAGCCCUCCGGAACCGGGAGACUGGAGGUGGCCUGCUGGACCCUCCUUUCAAUGUCAAGGCGAAGGGCUUGGACCAUGACGGAGGAAGGACGUAUAUGUUCCACAACAGGUUCUCCAUCAUCCUCCAUGGUGAAUUUCCGUGAUGGAGCGUAUGGCUUGGCAUUCUUGGAUCCUUGGGCAGUAGGACAGGGUGAAAUUAAGACGCCUAGAGAAGAAGGCACAGGGAUAGAGCUGGUUGUCUUUAGCAGAUCGCUGAGACAGAAUGGCCCCCACGCCAACAUCAGAUGCAUCCACCUACACAAUAAACUGCCAGUCUGGGUCGGGGAGAGCCAGGAUGGGGGCUGUCGUGAAGAGGUCCCUGAGUCUGGUGAAAGCUUGCUCAGCCUCAGGAUUCCAACUGAAGGCAUGAAGUGUGGAGGUUAGCCGUUGUAGGGGGGCAUCAACAGUGCUGAAGCCCUGAUGAACUUGCGCUAAAAAUUCGCAAACCCCAGGAAGCGCUGAAGCUGCUUUCUGUUAUCUG